This is a messenger RNA of Meyerozyma guilliermondii ATCC 6260, 1497 nucleotides long. It is a transcript of the gene UTP15, whose product is annotated as snoRNA-binding rRNA-processing protein. Lineage: Eukaryota; Fungi; Ascomycota; Pichiomycetes; Serinales; Debaryomycetaceae. The record is from RefSeq and is a predicted model, not a curated record. The coding region runs from base 1 to 1497 and encodes 498 amino acids. Gene Ontology annotation, biological process: rRNA processing; positive regulation of transcription by RNA polymerase I. Gene Ontology annotation, molecular function: protein binding. The transcript has a single exon. Gene Ontology annotation, cellular component: nucleolus.
AUGUCCUCUGUACGGCCCGGAGUAGCCACUGUAAGAAACCCGACGUUGCCGUCACAGACAACGCUGGAGCAGCGAUAUUGGCGAGGUUUCACCAGCCCAUUAUUGGUCAAGGAGAGCCACCCAAUUCGCCAUAUCGAUUUCAACCCAACCUCACCUCACGACUUUGCCGUUACCUCAUCCACCAGAAUCCAGAUAUUUUCUUCCAAAACACGCCAAGUGAUCAAGACGUUCUCCCGGUUCAAAGAUACGGUUUUCAGUGGCGAGUAUCGAUUCGAUGGUAAGUUACUUGUGGCAGCUGAUGCAUCUGGAUUGGUAUCCAUAUUUGAUGCUUAUCAGCCACGGAAUCUUCUCGUGAGUCUUCAACCAUCAUCGCAUCCGACCCAGGUGGCAAAGUUCCAUCCUUCUGUCGGCAAUCAGCUCGUAACUGGUAGUGAUGAUCGAGUAUUAAGGAUAUACGAUAUUUCUCAAACCACUACUGGACCAAUUCAUCAAUUUGACGACUCUUUCCACAGCGAUUAUAUCCGAAGUGCAUGUUUCAUUCCUGGAAACCCUAACUUGGUGGCCACGGCUUGUUACGACGGCAUAGUGAGGGUGUUUGAUACUCGUCAGCAGCAACUUGUUUCCAAGUUUAAUCAUACCAAUCCCGUUGAAGAUGUAUUGGCAAUUUCCCCCACCACAUUAGUAAGUGCUGGAGGUCCUCAGGUCAAGGUAUUUGACUUGUCACGGUCACAGCAGAUUCAUGAACUAAACAAUUUCACAAAGACUACCACCUGCUUGCAUGAUACUGGCGAUCGUGGACUUCUCGUGGGUUCCUUAGAUGGCCAUGUGAAGAUAUUUGACACCAACUCGCCUACGUGGGAUGUCAAGUUUGGUUGGAAAUAUGGAAGCGGUGGUGUUUUAUCGUGUGCUGUUUCCCCAUCAAAUCACAAGCAUUUCGUAACUGGACUCACAUCUGGAUUACUCUCAAUUCGAACCAGGAAAGACGCACGUCCAAACGUGGCCAAACUGGUGAAAACCUCUGCAUUUUCCCGCAUGAUGCGUGGCUCAGAAUACCAUGGCGAAGACGAGGUAAGAAUCGUCGAGACAGCCAAAGCAUCAACCAAAAAGCCAAAGCAGUUUGAAAAACAUCUUAAUGCUUUUAGAUGGUCCGAGGCAUUGGACAGUGCCUUUGCUACGGGGCUUCCUAAAGAACAUACUAUAACCGUAUUAAAUGAGUUACGCAAUAGGGGAAAAGUUCGGGUUUCUUUGGUAGGUCGUGAUGAGAUCUCGCUCUUGCCUAUCCUACAAUGGUUCAUUAAAAAUAUUCAGGACGUAAGAUCAUUCAACUUGAUAUGUGACUAUAUUGGGGUUAUUGUCGAGAUGUAUGGUUCUCUCAUCAAUAAGAGUGUGGUGUUGGAAGAAGUGUUUGCCAAUCUAAUGACAAAGGUGCAAACUGAAAUCAAUGUGUGUCGCGAGGCCAGCGAGAUCAAGGGUAUGCUAGAGUUGUUAUCUGUAUAA